Messenger RNA from Penicillium pulvis, 270 nucleotides. Its product is annotated as SUMO family protein SMT3. NCBI's taxonomy places the organism in Eukaryota, Fungi, Ascomycota, Eurotiomycetes, Eurotiales, Aspergillaceae. The transcript has 2 exons. Bases 1 to 270 code for a protein of 89 amino acids. Gene Ontology annotation, cellular component: septin ring; nucleus. Gene Ontology annotation, biological process: protein sumoylation. The record is from RefSeq and is a predicted model, not a curated record. Gene Ontology annotation, molecular function: ubiquitin-like protein ligase binding; protein tag activity.
AUGUCUGAAGGCGAGCAGGCCGCUGCUCCAGUCGAGCAUCUCAACAUCAAGGUCACGGACAACAACAACGAAGUGUUCUUUAAAAUCAAGCGGUCGACUCCAUUGAAGAAGUUGAUGGACGCUUUCUGUGAUCGCCAAGGAAAGCAGAUAGCGACUGUGCGGUUCCUGUUCGACGGCACCCGUGUGCGUCCCGACGACACUCCUGAUGGCCUUGACAUGGCCGAUGGUGACACCCUAGAGGUGCAUCAGGAGCAGAUUGGAGGCUGUUAA